This is a messenger RNA of Umbelopsis ramanniana AG, 1000 nucleotides long. RefSeq lists its product as uncharacterized. Lineage: Eukaryota; Fungi; Mucoromycota; Umbelopsidomycetes; Umbelopsidales; Umbelopsidaceae. The record is from RefSeq and is a predicted model, not a curated record. The transcript has a single exon. The coding region runs from base 40 to 834 and encodes 264 amino acids.
CACAGAUCCGUCCGGUACCUUUUCUUUUCUCUCUCGACUAUGACGGUUACGCCAAGCACUCGUUAUAUCUAUCCAUACGCAUGGGAUCUGGCCGUCGUCGCUAACCAGGCGAGAUAUCCCACCCAUCCUAGCGUCCCUGUCUUGCUGGGCGCGGACAUAGUGACCGACGAGCUUUAUUUGACUGCACAGGAACUCGAGCAUACUGGAUUAUCGCAUCCUUCGAUUCGACCCAUUACGAGUCAAGAAGCAGCUCGCAUCCAGGGUGACUUUGUCAUGCCUAGCAAUGUCAUUGGUCUUGAUUUGAUCCCUCAGAUAGGUGUUCGCCGAAUCGUCCGAAAUUGCCGUAUCAAAGUGGACUUUCCAGCCCUGCUCAAGAAGGCUGUGAACGUCAGCGAGCUUAUCGUCAAGCAUGAGACGGUGAUUGACAGUCGCUUGAAAACACUCACUGUCACCGGGAGCAAUGAGACGCUAACCGGGCUGGUCAGCUUAGGAGAUGUGACGGUCUACCGAACCAUUCAGCCUAAUGAAAAUAUUGAAGAUGCAACCUUAUUGGGCGUACAGACUAGCCAGAGCGGAGGGUGUCUAUUUGAGCAACACGCCUUCUUAGAUAUCCGAGUGAAAAUCCCAUUUAAGACAUCGAUUGAGAGUCACAUUCUCAAAACAUACCGAAAGACAACAGGCGAAGGCAGAGUACUCGAUCUUCAACUGAUGGAAGCCAUAAAGAAGGAACAACAGCAAGAUCAAAAGACGAUCGUAGAAGAAAGGGUUCCAGUACUAGGAAAAGAAAAAGCCUCCCAAAGCCCGCAUUAUUGCGGAGAAUUGCCUACUAUUUGAAAGCGUGGUGCUGGGGCCAUUUCCCUGGCACCGUACACUCUAACCAUAGCAUUUUAUAACCAUCACAUCUACGUGAUCUAACAUCCACCCACUGUAUUUAUAAUUCAAUAUGCUCCCCCGUACUUCACACAAAGAUGAUAAAUGUAUGUACUAUUUACCGCCCUGC